Messenger RNA from Anopheles nili, 996 nucleotides. RefSeq lists its product as uncharacterized. The record is from RefSeq and is a predicted model, not a curated record. NCBI's taxonomy places the organism in Eukaryota, Metazoa, Arthropoda, Insecta, Diptera, Culicidae. Bases 70 to 816 code for a protein of 248 amino acids. The transcript is spliced from 5 exons.
ACAACGCCUAGAGACGAAUGUGCAGUUUCUACGACAUUGCGCAUUUUGCAUAAUAACUAGUUUCAAAGAAUGGAACGUAAAAUACAAACUGCUUGGUUUGUUUGGUGUGCAUUAUGUGGCUCACUUCUUCCGACCGCUAUCGCAACCAUCCCCGAGUCUGUGUGUGGGCGCGCCGGGCAGCUGUUGGGUGAUUGCUUCAAAAAUUUCACCCCAACCAUCACCGUCGAGGCGCUGCAAGCGGUGAAAAUUCCAGACUCGCUGGAGGAAAUCAACAACCGAUGUGUCAUCUUCAACCGUGGAAUGGAAUGCGUCGACCGGUACCUGAGGAAGUGCGUCAACGCGCGGUAUCGAAAAAUCAUCGAAAACGAAGUCUACGGUGCUCAGAAGCUGUACGAGUUCCUGUGCUACGACCAGGUGUUCCAAAGAGAGUUCCUGCGACACAAACAGUGCUUCCUUCAGGUGCAUCCGGAGUGGGAUCUGUGCUCGAACCAGUUUGUCGUUGUACUGAAGGACGAAAUCGUGCGCACCAACAGCUUAUCGAUGAACGUCCAGUACAUGCACUUUUGCUGUGCCCGAUAUGCGUACGAGAACUGCGUGUACAACAGCGCUCGGUUCAUAUGCCAACCGGACUCAGCUGUGUUUUUACGUCGGAUCGCCAAGCUCUUGUCGGCCGAUAAGCACUUCCUGAACUGUGAUAAGAUCGAACAUGAGCUUUGUUCUGGCGUAGAAUCACAACUUUCCCCACUGACAUCUAGCGUGCACUUCCCAUUACUCUCUCUGGUCAUGAUUAUCAUUUUCCGGUUUGUCUUGCGGUAAGUAAGAUGUCAUGCAGUUAACCAAACGACAAUGCAGGUAUACGAGCGAGUGAAACGAAACGUGUGAUGUGAAUGCAUGUGUUAUUGUUAUUUAUUUAAGAACGGCCUGGCCGUAUUUAGAAUGCAUGUGCUAACGCAAAGAAAACCAGUUAAAUGUGGAAAAUUGUCUUAUGUCAAUGAA